AUGGAAAAGGAUGAUUCUUAUGAGAGUGGGGAUAGUGGUGAGGGGAGUUUAAUUGGAGAAAAGGAUUUGCACACAAGUGAUUUAUCGAAUGGCUGUUUUUAUACUUUUUCUAGUGAAGUAUUUAAAUUAAGUGUUAUAUCAUAUUAUUUUUGGAUUGGCUUUUGUUAUAUAAUAGGAUCUAUAACAUUGAUAAGUGGUUAUCAUAGUUCGUCUUUACGUAUUCAAGAUCAAAUUGUUUGUGCUGGAUCUUCAAAUGUAUAUGUGUUUUGUUCUUUAUGGUUUUUGAUUGGAAUAAUUUGUAUAAUUACUUGUUUUGGCUAUACAAUUACUAUUGAUGAAGAAAAUAAUAAAAUAUAUGAUCAGAAUUCAGCUAUAUUUAUUCAUAUUUUAGGAAUCUUAUGUAAAACCAUACCAACCAUUAUAAGGAUUAUUCAUAUUUUUAAUUUAUUUCAAUUAUAUUUAUUAACUAUAGAUAUUAUGUUUUUGCCUGAAUGUAAUUCUUUUCCUGUGCGUUUCAUUUUGUUUAUCAUACAUAUAUUGUGGUGGUUCAUAGUUUUUUUUGGAAUUAUUUCGAGAAAAAAAAUAUUCUUACCUCCUCACUUAUAUAAGCCUAUAACGAAUGAUGCUGGGUAUGUUGCCUACGUAAAUAAUUUGCUUCAUUCUUUCGGUUUAUGA
Molecule: messenger RNA, 675 nt
Organism: Plasmodium adleri (nom. inval.)
Lineage: Eukaryota; Apicomplexa; Aconoidasida; Haemosporida; Plasmodiidae
Product: conserved Plasmodium membrane protein, unknown function
Exons: 1
Coding region: 1-675 (224 amino acids)
Source: RefSeq, a predicted model, not a curated record